Schistosoma turkestanicum is the source of this 654-nucleotide messenger RNA. NCBI's taxonomy places the organism in Eukaryota, Metazoa, Platyhelminthes, Trematoda, Strigeidida, Schistosomatidae. The record is from the annotation of a GenBank genome assembly.
AUGGGGGGUGAUGGUCUUCAUAAUAGUCAUGAUGACGUUACCAGAGAAGAGAUCUUCAGGGAAUUCAAGCCAACUUUCGCCUAUCAGCUUUCAUUAAUUCUUGGAUCAUUAUUUGACAAGCCUGUUACCUUUUUUCGCGAACAAGUUGUUAACAAAGUUCGCACUCCUUACCCAUACUAUCAUAAGCGAUAUGACCGUGUUCCAACGAUAGAUCAGUGUCUUACCAACGACCUGGCUUGUUUUGAGGAGGCCAAUCAACAAUACCAUCGAGACCGAUUGGUGGAUUUAAAUAUUGUUCGGAUUCUGCGUAAUCGCAAAAAUGAAUGUGCGAGGUGGUACAAAUACGAGAAAGAAGAUGUUUAUCGAUUCUGCGGUUCCAUGUUCACUGAUUAUGAAGAUGCAGCUGUCAACUACUACAUUAAAUAUGGAGAACUGCACUGGUCAGCAACUGUUGUUGAUGCUUUUAUGAAACAAAAACAUCGUUUACUAUGGGAAAGACGGUACGGUCCAGUUGGUAAAACUAGUGAUGAGAAAAAGAAAUUAGCUGAAGCUAGUGAUAAAGUAACCAAAGAAAAAGAUAACUUCGCUCAUAGUUUAUUAAUUACUACCAGUUUUUAUCAUUACUCAACUUCGGAGAAGAUGGACACUAUAUAA